Messenger RNA from Wyeomyia smithii (pitcher-plant mosquito), 3988 nucleotides. RefSeq lists its product as uncharacterized. The record is from RefSeq and is a predicted model, not a curated record. The transcript has 7 exons. The coding region runs from base 1782 to 2990 and encodes 402 amino acids. NCBI's taxonomy places the organism in Eukaryota, Metazoa, Arthropoda, Insecta, Diptera, Culicidae.
AACCGCGCGAACGGGUCUGUACGGUUAGUCCAUUUUGGUACGUUCGACCGGUCAGUUCGGAAUAGUGGUUCGCAAGUGCCGUCGUGAUCGCUCGAUGGUUGUGUAGCACCUUUUCACAGAGUGCAGUUUCUGUUUCUUGUUGUUUUUUUUUCUGUGUGUGCCUACAGAAUUGUGGUAACGAGAAAAGAGACCGAGUGAUUUUUUUUCUAUUCUAUUGAACAGUAGUUACAGUGGUACAGCCAGUCGGUGGGUGAAAUCUAGAACGGGACCGUUUUGUACUGAGGUGUGAGUUCUGCUGCUCUAGCAAACCCAGCAGACCGGCCGAAGCGGCAUGUGUGGUGCGGUGAAUCGUUCUGUGUUGGGCUUUUCAGUUCGCAAAAUUGCAACAAAGCAGUUGAAGCCUUGAAGUUUGAGGGCUUAUUAGGAGUAUACACAUAUCUCCAGAAAAGAUAGCCUCGCGAUCGAUCGUUUCAUUGUGCAGCAAUUGCAGAACUGGCUGGUUGUGUGUUGUUUUACCAGCAGAUAGAUCGCUGUGGAUGUUUGGCUUCGGAUUAGUGCACCUUUUCAGCAGUGGAGUAGUGGACUUUUUUCUGUACGGUAAGCACUGGAAACUGGCUCGUGCGCAAGCGAAUAGUAUUGGUUUAGAAGAAGUGCUGCGGGAGAGAGGGGGCGCGUGGCUGGGGUAGAAAAAAGAGCAUUGAAGUUAUCGAGGGUACGUACGAUGUGUAGUGAUCUAUAGGAUUGAAAUACUAGUUUGUGGUCGAGUGUUGCCUUUUUCGGAAGAGAGCAGCCGCUGCAGUAGAAACAAAACAACAACAACAACCACAACUAGGUUUGGUGUGUAUUUAUGUGUUAAGCCAAGAUCGGUUACUAAAGAAUAUUGUGAUACGGGAUGAAUAGGCUAUAACUACACAUACGCCAAAAGGAAAGAAAUUAUCUUAACAACAAGGAUAGUGACCCUGAAUAAAACAUUAAACAAAUUAAAAGAUUUUAGUAAAUAAAUAUUUGACAGAACUUUAUUACCAAAAUAAAAAAAAAAUAGAAGAAUAUUAUAGAUCCUGGAACAUAUGUGUUCCCGCUGGUGAAUUAUUGUGCUAGAUUUGAAGAGAAAUAGUGAAGCAGUGUAAGAAAGUGUCAAAAGGACUUGGCUUGAGACAAAAAAUACCAAAGUUGCUAGUGAAUUACUGUGAAGGUGUUGCUUAAGUAUAGUUAGUUUGGCGGUACAGGCAAAUAAUUUGCUACUGGUGAUAUUUUGAUGCCCAUAAAUUGCUACUGAGGAGGAAACUGCAUUCUUCGUAGUGAGAGCGUCAGCAACGUUAAGACAACGAUCGAUGCCCGCUUGCAUGACGGCAGACGCGAAGAAAAACGUCAGUCUAUAUGUAAAGCAGUAGUAUCAUCAUGCCGGAUUGUUUCUGCGGGCAAGUUAGUUAGCUAAAAUAAUACAAUAAACUGUACCUGCCUCUUGCCUCGGUGAAAAACUGUGCUGGGAAAUUAACGGAUUUCGCCCGGCUUUGGCGUAAUAUUCGCAACGGACAAACUAAGAGAACAAUUCAUCGGGAAAAGCGGUAAAUAUCAUUUUUUGAAACCUCCCGCUCAGAUGGAUGAAACAAGUGACCAGCAUCAGCGAAUAUGUACGGUGCAAUAAUUUCGACACUCUACAACAGUCUGCGAGCCGCCACUGAAGACCAGCUCAGCCAAUAAAAAUUCAAAUUAAAGGCACUUAUCCGGAAUUGGCGACAGAAAGGUCGGCUGCCUCUAGUGCAGCGAACAAUCCAUCAGCAAUGCCAACGACCACGGUGAAAAAGGAUACAAAUGAACAGCACAGUGACGGCGAUAAUGAAGAGGAAGAACCUAAGGACAUGAAAAAUGCGCAUCUCAUUAUCAACGAGCUUAGAUCCCGCUGCCGGAACCAGUCGGAGCAGAUAAUGGCGUGGAAGAAGGCUUACGCACUCCAGCAAGAGCAAAACCACCGGCUGCAGAAGGAGAAAGCCGAACAGCUCAACUACUUGACCAGCCAGCUGCUGCUGCUGGAGUCUCGGAUAAUGCGCAAACAGAAGCAGGUCUCCAAUGUGUUGUACCAGCGGGAACUGACCAUCUUCCGGCAGCAGAAGAUCAUCGAGACGUUAUCUAGUCGCCUGAUCGAUCACGGCAUCAUCGAUGUCGUGCUGGAUCCGGCCGUCGGCCUAAGCACCAACAACAACAGCAACAACAAUAGUAACGAUUUUGAUUCGCUCAACGAUUCCGAUUCGGCGGUGGUUCUGGAGGACGCCGAUUCAGACUGUAACAGUUCUAUAUACUUUGGUGGUAGCGGUAGCCUGAAGUCUCGUUGCGGUGGCAACAAGUUAAACAACGACGUGACCAUCGUGAGAUCAAUUUCCGAUGCGAUUGAAACGACGAAUUUAAAGUAUAACAACACGAGGCGAUCGAACUGUUUCCUGCGGCGUCCGGAAGUACUGGAGACGGUGUACAGUGUGGAAGAGGAUCCUGAGCCACAGAAUGCUGGCGGAGGAGUCAGUCCUAAAUCCGACGCAGUCACGGAAAAACGUGAUAAGUUUAAAAAUCGAACUGAGAAAUGCAUUUCGUCUGAUCAGUCGGACGAUUUCAAGGAAAAUCAAAGUACAACCUCUACCAAGAUCACCAGUACGACGAUGACCACCGUGAUUAUCACCAAGACCAGCUGUGACGGGGAUUCGGGAGGAUGCGAAACUCCGCCAGGAACAUUGCAGGGUUGCAAGGCCGGAGCGGUAACAAACUAUAACCGGGUUAUGUCAAACCACCGGUCGGUGACCAAGCCGAAAGAUGUGAAGUAUAAACGUAUCAACAAGGCCAAAUCGAAAAGUCUGGAGGAGCUACGGGGACGGCUGAGGCACUGGGUUGAACGGGGCAGCUGCAAUAUGAACAUGAACCUGGACGGGAGCCUGGCUCAUCUGGAUCCGUGCCAGCUGCAGCUACAGCAAUCGCAGCAAAAUCUAGCGCAAAGUUAUGCGUGACCUGAGCCAAAGCCCCACGUGCGGGGAAGCAUUUAAUGGUUAUUAUUUAUUACUGGAUAGCAGGCGGCAUGUCCAUAUGCCGAUUUUUUUUGUUUUAUUCUAGCGCGUCGAAGAUACGACCGCAUUGGGAUGAAAUUUGACUUGUAACAGAAAGAUUAUCAAGAAAUUGUGAAAAGAAACAGAUGAAACAGCUAAUUAAGAUUAGUAUCGAGUCCUAAACGUUUGUGGCAAUUGUAAAUAGAGAAGUGACUUUUAAAUUUAUUUAUUUCACUAUGAAAUGCCCAUGGUGAACACUGAAAUUAAUCAAAGACAAAACACUCAUUAUUUUCAAUCGUAUGUAAUAAAUAUCAAAAAUUCUGACUGAGUCAGGUUACCUACAGACAUGAAAUAAUUGAGCCUAUUGAUCACAUACCAUUGUGCUUAGAAAUGACAGCACUGGAAAAUACAUUCGAUAGAUUUGUGGAAAAAAAAAUCAAGCCUAUUGUAGCUUUUGUACUAUGCACGGAAUUCAACGUAUACAUACAAUAUACCACGUAAACAAUGAUGACUGCUUUUUAGGACGCAGCUCAAGUGAUCUUUCUAUCCAAAGUGUGUUUCAAAGAGAGAGAAAAAAGUAAUGGCAAAACUAACCUAACAAUCCUUAUUGGAGUGAAAUUGUGAACUCACACAACUUUUAAAUCGUUCGAUUUAAGUCAACCGCAAAGCUGAAGAUUGAAGGCGAGCGACAGCAGCUCAACUCUGUACAUACAUUCAAUUCGGAACAGAAUUUGAAAAACAUAAGUCCGCGAUCCUCACACAAGGGAGGAAAAUAUUAUGAAUUUAAACUAAUUACUUAACAUGUAAGAGGCAGAUAAUCGAGCAAAAGUUCUUUUGCUAAUUAGCUAAAACCAAAAGCAGCAAAACAACCAUCCUGUGUAUAACAAGUUUUGAAUGCUUAUUACUCUAAUAAAGAAAUGGAAAUCUUCUGUACUGUAUACAGAUUCGCAUACAUACAAUAA